GAACAACACAUUAGCUUCGUUUUGAGUUUUAACAACAUUGAUUUUAUCUUCAACCACGGAGAAGCAGCUCAUUUCCAGAGUGACUUGUCGGCUCUCGGCUCCGAGGUCAGAAUCAGAUUGCUGUCAUGGCGGAGAAGCCUACGAAUGAGACUAUCCUCCAGCUGCUGAAACAUGGAGCUGCUCACUUCGAGCUCGUUCCCUCACCAGUCCCCUCGAUUUCAGCUACCCCGCCUCAAAUGCGUUCCGUCCCCUUCUUCGCCAACAAUAGCCAUCGGUUCUUCGCUCGAAUUGGACCAGCACUAGAUAGGGCACCCCCCGAGACGAAGAAGAAGUUGGAGCAAUAUUCAGUUCAGAAAGUCACCGGAGAUGGCCGCUGUCUAUUCCGUGCGUUGGUAAAAGGAAUGGCUUUGAACAAGGGUAUUCCGCUUAAGCCACGGGAAGAGAGAGAUGAUGCAGAUGACUUGAGAAUGGCUGUUAAGGAGAUUAUUUGCCAAAGUGGUAAUGAACGCCAACAGUACGAAGAAGCAUUGAUUGCAAUAACAGUUGAUGAACCAUUGAAGCGUUAUUGUCAAAGAAUAGGACGUCCCGACUUCUGGGGUGGGGAGUCGGAGCUUCUGGUACUCUCAAAAUUGUGUAGACAACCAGUCAUAGUUUACAUUCCAGAGCACGAGCAUGUGAGAGGCGGAUGGGGCUCGGGAUUUAUCCCAAUAGCUGAAUAUGGAGGCGAGUUCAGCAAGGGCUCCUUCAUGGGCAAGCCGAAGAAAGCUGUGAGGCUUCUUUACAGUGGCAACAAUCAUUAUGAUCUACUCGUCUAGAGUUCCAUUUCCUGUUCCCAGGAAGACUACGUUGUAUGCUCAAAUGUCUCCCAAAAGAAGAGGUAGAUCAGAAUUUCGUUCAUGGAGGCUACAAUGACACAGUGCUGCCCCUCGUUCUGGAGCUUGUUCCAGACAAGUUUCUCAAUCUCCAGAUUAUCCAAUUAACGUGUUAGAUUUGCCUAUGGUUUUGUGCAACGGUUGAUGAAUAUAAACCUGAACUUAAGAUUCCAUUGUACAAUUUAAUAAAUUUGGAGUCAUGGUUCAAAAUGGAAGAAAGGGGGGAAGUUUGAUA
Messenger RNA from Linum tenue, 1107 nucleotides. NCBI's taxonomy places the organism in Eukaryota, Viridiplantae, Streptophyta, Magnoliopsida, Malpighiales, Linaceae. The record is from the annotation of a GenBank genome assembly.